CGCAAUAGUUGCGCCCCGGGCCACCGAAAUAGUGAGAGCAACUAGAGUAUAUAAACCCCGUAGUUUCGGUGAAAACAGUAUCAGUCGUGCAGUUCUCAGCAUCUAACAAUCAUGGCAUUCAAGCUCAUCUCUCUCGUCGCCAUCGUGGCCGCCGCCAGUGCCGGUGUAAGUGCCCAGGGUCACUACGGAUACCCAUCGGGUCCAGCUUACGCCCAUGCACCAGCACCAGUGUACGCCAAGGCAGUGGUUAAGGGAGUCGACGCCGAGUACGACCCCCAUCCCCAGUACAACUUCUCCUACGACGUGCACGACGAUCACACCGGCGACAUCAAGAGCCAGCAGGAGUCCCGAGACGGAGACGUCGUCCACGGUAGCUACUCCCUCGUCGAAGCUGACGGAACCCGUCGCGUCGUUGAGUACACCGCCGACCCCCACAGCGGAUUCAACGCCGUCGUUCACAAGGAGGGAAAACCCGUCCACGCUCCCGUCGUCGCCAAGUACGCUCCAGCUCCCGUCAAAUACGCCCAUGCCCCCGUAUACUCCCACGCUCCGAUCCCAUACGCCGGAUACCACCAUUAAGCAUCGCUGAAUGUCGCAUUUCAUUAUGUUUAUUAUUUUUAUUUGUUAGUUCUGUACAGACAAUAAAAUAACAUUAUACACUGUUUUUUUAAUGUA
This is a messenger RNA of Diprion similis, 675 nucleotides long. RefSeq names its product larval cuticle protein A2B-like. NCBI's taxonomy places the organism in Eukaryota, Metazoa, Arthropoda, Insecta, Hymenoptera, Diprionidae. Bases 112 to 579 code for a protein of 155 amino acids. Gene Ontology annotation, cellular component: extracellular matrix. The record is from RefSeq and is a predicted model, not a curated record. The transcript has 2 exons.